Molecule: messenger RNA, 2561 nt
Organism: Spodoptera frugiperda (fall armyworm)
Lineage: Eukaryota; Metazoa; Arthropoda; Insecta; Lepidoptera; Noctuidae
Gene: Usf
Product: upstream stimulatory factor 2
Exons: 7
Coding region: 106-834 (242 amino acids)
Biological process (GO): regulation of transcription by RNA polymerase II
Molecular function (GO): RNA polymerase II cis-regulatory region sequence-specific DNA binding; DNA-binding transcription factor activity, RNA polymerase II-specific; protein dimerization activity
Source: RefSeq, a predicted model, not a curated record
AGUAAACUGGCAACACUCAGCAGUUUGGUUUGGUUUAUGGUUUCAUCACAUGACCCUUUUAUUUUGUUCCCGUGAUCAAAUUGUGGAAAUUCAAAAAUAAUUACAAUGGCAAUGGCCAAAGUGGAAAUUGACGUUGAUGACAUGCAUGAAAAUUCACUUGAUAACAGUGCAGAUAUUGAAUAUUUGGGCAUGGUAGAUGAAGGAUCUUUUGGGAGUAACGAAGAGAAAUCCCAACUAGUGUCUCAGCCCUACUUGGAGCCCCACGACACUAAUACUACGUAUAGCUUCAAAGAUCUAUCUGGUGCAGUCAAAUACAAAUUAAUAACUAUGACAGGGGAAGAAGCUGGCAUCAACAUCACACACUCGCCAUCUCCUGAUGCAGAAUAUUUUGUAAUUAGCAAUCCUGUAGAAGUUUUUGGCACUACAACUACACCAAAGAAAAAUGCACGUAGAGAUCCACUGCAGACAAAAGCAGUCACAGCAAAAAAGCGUGACGACAAAAGGCGAGCAACCCACAACGAGGUCGAAAGACGUCGUCGAGACAAAAUCAACAGCUGGAUUUCUAAACUGGCCAACUUAGUUCCCAAUUCUGGUUUACCGGACUCUGCGAGUAAAGGGGGAAUAUUAGCUAAAGCAUGUGACCAUAUCACAGACUUAACGGAGAAACAAAAGAGAUUAGAAAAACUGGAAGUUGAGAAUGAAAAACUCGUACUAGAAAUAUUGAGACUAAACCAAGAGCUGACUGAAGUGCGCAAAGAGAACAGCUCAAUGCGCAACCAACUCGCGGACAACUGCAUAGUGCUAUCACACAGGCCUAAGGGUCAGAAAUCUUAGUUCAAAGUGAUGUGUAGGACUUGAUGACUGACUAAACCAAGGUGCUGAAUGCUGUGUGAAGUGACAACUGAAUGAUUAAGCUAAGUACACAUUGGAAUCAAUACUGUCAUUUUGACAGGCUGUAUGAGUUAUCUGUGGUGAUAUUCAACCUUUUUUUUAAUCUAAGAUGUUGUGUCAUUGGUGUAGAUGUAAUUGGGUAGUUUCCUCAGUCAAAAAUAAAUUAUUUCGACUUUUCAAUACAAUAAAAUAAUAAAAAAUAAUCACACUUUCAUUCAUAGAUUUGAUGAUCUACUGGAUUGUUAAUUUUUUCUAGAAAUAAGUCUGCUAUUUGACGCAAAAAUCUGAUGACGUCAUAACCGUACCGAACCGAAAAUAUCGUUUUUGACGCUUCGAAAAAAGUAUUGAAUUUGACUAGUAGGAAACUAGCCUAUUGCAAGUAAUGAAAACGUUCAAUGUGCAAUCAUUUAUUUUUUCUUAAUUUUUAAUGAUUACUAGUUAAAUUAAACCGUGGUCUUGCUGUGGCAGCUAGCUGAGACAGUAUUGUGCCAAUGUGUUGUUUAUUGUCCUAUUUAUGCAUGUGCAUUAUGAACACCAAUGUUUUGUUGUUAUUAUUUUCGUUUUAUGAAUAUAAUUAGUUGAUGUUUUAAAUUGAUUUUGUGAGUUAUUAUGUGCAUAUACAAGUUGUAUCAUCUCUUUCAUUUGAUUGCAAAUAAGCAAUACUGUACAAUUGAUCUUGUUAUUGUGCUAUUUUGCAAUUUAUCUGUCUCCACUUAAAGUUCACUUUGCAUAAUUAUAUUUGUUCAAAGAUUUGUAGUCAAAAGUAAUUAGUUAAAUUAAUAGAUGUGUCUGUGAUCAAUGGCACUAAAGUUUAGACGCCUAAUACUUAGAUGUAAGAAUUGAAAUCCAAAAGAGUAUGAUUUUAAAAUUUAUAUACAUAAAUUAUGUAAUAUAAUGUUGUUUGUGUAUUGAAGUGGGGUUCCGAACUGUAAAAUAAUGUUUGAAGUAAAAUGUUAAGCCAAAAAUUAUAAAAAAGCGCCAUAGCUGUUACUUAUCGACUAUGAAACCGAUAUUAGGUGAUGGAACAGUAAUAUGCCUAAAGUUUACGCAUUUCGUUGUUUUUAGGCUUGUUAGAUAAAUUAAUAAUCUGUGUUCCGCCAUGACAGGCAAAGGUACACUGCAAUACUGCCUUACAAUGAAUCAUUGCUUAUUUUACAGUUAGGAAGCUUUAGUAAAAUCCGUUUUAUAAUUAUAAUCAAGUUCAAGAUGUUCUGUGUGUGAUGUCACACACGUACUGUUGUCUAUCACUGGUUAAAUCUGAACAAAUAUUAUAUUUAAAUACUUGGCACCCAUUUGCACUGAAUGACGGCUAACUUAUUAUCGAAACAAUAAUUAUUAUUUAUUAACUUCCUUCGUGCUAAUGGGUCCAAAACCUGUAUGAAUGUUCUAAAGUAACUAUGUAUGUUGUUCUAGUUAUACAUUUUUAUAUGAUACUAGUUAUAGCUACUUACAAAAUGUGUAAGGAUAGUACUAAAGUAGGGUAUACUAGCUUUAAGAGUUGAGUUGUUCUUAAUUUAACAAUUGGCUUACAUUUGCAUUUAAUUUGAAAUCCUCAUACAAAUGAUCACAUACUGUAUACCGGUCAUGUUUCAGAAUGAAUCAGGUAUUUUGUAUUCGAUUUUUUUUUAUUGUAGCACAGUCCUACUUGAAUAUAAUCAGAUGUUGUUGAA